UUUAGUUUAUCAAUGGUUAUCCCUAACCUUUUAUUUCUUGCUUCUUUAAUAAAUUUGUUUUUGAAAAGAAGAGAAAAAAUUAAGAUUGAUUAAAAAUGGCUUCUUCAGAACCCGUGCAAGUGAGUUCGUUGCCGUUACCACCAAUGCAAUAUAUUAAUCAGUAUACCGAUGAAAUUGUAAAAAGGGGUCGAGCACCUAGACCACCACCUCCAAUUCAUGAUCAAUAUCAAAUGUUUGGAAAUACGUUUAAUACAGAAGAGAGUAUUAUUAGACCGUUAGAAAGUCAGGGCAUAAAACGUCUCUAUCCUCUUCAUUUUGAUAGACGUCGUGAGCUUAAGAAAUUGAAUCAUUCUUUGUUGGCAAAUUUCCUUGAUCUCUUAGACUUAUUGGUGAAAUGUCCAGAUUCUCCAAGAAGAGCUGAAAAAGUAGAAGACCUUAGUUUGCUUUUUAUUCAUAUUCAUCACUUGUUGAAUGAAUUUAGACCUCAUCAAGCCAGAGAAACUUUGCGUGUAAUGAUGGAACUUCAAAAACGUCAGAGGAUAGAAACUACACAUCGAUUCCAAAAACAUUUAGAUAAAGUACAAGAAAUUUUACAGCAAGCUUUACAAAGUUUACCAGAAUCUAUGGAAGUUGACUCUAAGGCAAUGAUAGAAACCGAUUUACUAUUUAGUAAAGAAAAUGCAAUAAAAGAUGAAGAAAGAAGUGAUCCAUGUUAUAUUAAAGACAGAAUAAUGUGUUCUAUAGUGGACAGUAUCCAAUAACUUAAAAUAAGAAAUAUUAGAUUAUAUCAAUUGCAUGCUGAGUCUGAUACUUCUUGUCAAUAUCUGACAUUAGAAGAGACGUAAUAAACUUUUUAUGAGGAGUUACAAUUCAGUGUU
This is a messenger RNA of Agrilus planipennis (emerald ash borer), 878 nucleotides long. It is a transcript of the gene MED7, whose product is annotated as mediator of RNA polymerase II transcription subunit 7. The transcript has 2 exons. Lineage: Eukaryota; Metazoa; Arthropoda; Insecta; Coleoptera; Buprestidae. Gene Ontology annotation, molecular function: transcription coregulator activity. Gene Ontology annotation, cellular component: mediator complex; core mediator complex. The record is from RefSeq and is a predicted model, not a curated record. Gene Ontology annotation, biological process: regulation of transcription by RNA polymerase II. Bases 96 to 761 code for a protein of 221 amino acids.